GGGUCUACAUCUUGUUGGCUUUGCCCAGUCCGGAUGUUCCCCAGUAGCGAAUAACGAGCAGCGCUGUGUGAAUGUGGCAAUCGAGGUAGGCUGGGAGGGGUAGAUUUUAUGACCACACCGGUCAAUUCCCCUCCUUCCCUCUCUUCUGUAUAUAUUUUUUAUAUUUUAAAAUCUUUUUAACCUAGUGUUUCCCUUUUAAAAUCACGCCACGGCGGUGUUUGGACAGCAGGAAAGCCGGCGACGGCGGCUUUUUCUUUGGGACUAACGGCUGUCGUAAAAACAGUCCAGAAGAAAGAAGGAAAGGAAGAAACAACAUGGGGCGAUAACACGAAAAUGUGUUGACCGACGAUGACUCCGUGGGAAGACCCGUGAAGCUUAUUUAUUUUUUAUUUAUUCCCCCUUUCCCCUAUCUUUUUUUUAAUUUUUGUUUUCACAUUUUAAAGAAAUAACCUCCCCCUUAGCUAGUUUGGGAAUUUUUGAAAACGCUACAAGAAGGAUGGAGCAAGCCGGCAUCCUGAGAAAGUUUAUCCAAGGGGUGAAGGCCAUGAGCGAAGGGGACAAGGAGAGGGGAGAGGACAACUUCGGCAGUGACUUUAUGCGGUUGCGGCGGCUAUCAACCAAGUACCGAACAGAGAAGAUCUACCCCACCAAUGUUGGUGAGAGGGAGGAAAAUGUCAAGAAGAACAGAUACAAAGAUAUACUGCCGUUCGACCACAGUCGGGUGAAAGUUUCAUUCAAAACAACCAAUCAGGACACAGAUUACAUCAAUGCAAACUUCAUCAAGGGUAUGGACGGCCCAAAGGCCUACAUCGCAACUCAGGGUCCACUGCCAAACACUGUCAUUGAUUUCUGGAGGAUGAACUGGGAGUACAAUGUGGCUGUUAUUGUAAUGGCUUGUCGAGAGUUUGAGAUGGGAAGGAAAAAGUGCGAGCGGUAUUUCCCGCUGCCGGGGGAGGAGUCUAUGAGUUUUGGGCCUUUCAGAAUUUCCUGUGAAUCGGAGCAGGCCAGAACAGACUAUUUUAUCAGGACCUUAGUAGUGCAGUAUGAAAAUGAAACUAGAAGAAUAACUCAGUUCCAUUACAUGAACUGGCCCGAUCAUGACGUUCCCUCAUCAUUCGACUCCAUACUGGAUAUGAUCGGACUAAUGCGAGAGUACCAGGACAACGAUGACGUCCCCAUAUGUGUGCACUGCAGUGCAGGCUGUGGGAGGACGGGGGCCAUCUGUGCGAUCGACUAUACCUGGAACCUCCUCAAAGCUGGGAAAAUUCCUGAGGACUUCAACGUUUUUCGGCUGAUCCAAGAGAUGAGGACGCAGCGGCACUCUGCCGUUCAAACAAAGGAGCAGUACGAGUUAGUUCACAGAGCGAUCGCGCAGCUCUUUGAAAAACAACUUCAUCUACUGGAGAGCCCCACCAACACGCAGAUCCAAGAUGGCAUGGAUGAAGGCAGUCCUGUCAAGGCCAGCCUGCAUUCAGAUGAGGAAAGAUGGGACACGCCGCCUCCCAAACCUCCCCGCGUGCGCUGUUCCCAGGUUGAGGGCGAUGUUAAAGAAGAGAUCCUCCAGCCUCCGGAGCCUCACCCGGUCCCCCCGAUCCUCACCCCGUCUCCCCCAUCAGCCUUCCCCACGGUCACCAACGUAAGACAGGACAACGACCGUUACCACCCCAAACCUGUCAUACACGUCCUCGCCACGGCGCAGUCCAACGCCACACAGAAUAAAGACAAGAAUGAGCUUCAGAACAAACCUGACCCAGUCAAACAGACCAGCCCCUCGGAGCAGAAAGAUGUAUUAAGCCGAAACCAACAAACCCAGGUCUCAAAUGUAGACCUCAAUGACAACUACAGCAACAAGUUCUCCUCCACGUCUACAAAGCCAGAGUUUGGUCAGACUCAGGCGCCGUCCUCCCCCCUCUCCCCGGUCAUCGAAUGUCCCGGCGUUCCUCGGAUCGAGAGGAAGCUCAGCAUCGAGAUAAAAAAAGUGCCGCUGCAAGAAGGACCUCGGAGCUUUGACACGUGCUCUUCCGUCGGAGUAACGGGCGGACAGGCGGCCAGCUCCGCCAACAGCGGCUGCAUGCUGCAAAGAGGCCAGGCCUUCAAGUCCCGCUCUGCUCAGUCCCUGCUGACGUCCAGCUCCUCUCUGUCGGAGGACUCGGGCACAGAAGGAGGAGCGGUUGGUUGUUUGGAGAGCCACGCAGAGGGGAACACCUUAACCAGGCCAAACCACCUCCCCGUGAAGAGCGAUAAGAUAGAGCCACGGGAAUGUGGCAAAGCGGACGUGAAAGCUGGACACGCGUCAUGGACGGAGCCCUGCAACAGCCCCGACAAACUGUUCCCCAAAACCUCCUCCUCCUCGUCCUCCUCAGACAGAGUCGCUCCCUCUUCAUCCUCCUCCUCCCACCUCUCCUCUUCAUCUUCCUCCUCCUCUUCCUCCACGCCUGUUAGGACUGCCAUAAGUUUCACCAACCCCUUGCAUUCUGAUAACUCAGAGGAGGACGGGAACGAAGUGAUGUCCUGUGAAAAGGAGACCCUUCAUACAAGUGUUUCCAUGGUGACGACCGUGGUAUCCUCGUCGCUUCUUCAGCCGGUCAGAAAGGCGUUACCUGUCUCUAUCGUGGGCCAGAGCAUUCCAUCACCCACGGCAGACACUGCAAACCCACUCGACUUAAGAACACCAGCCUCAGCUGAAUGGAGCAGUCCCCAGAAAGAUUUGUCCGAUUGUGUUAUGACAUCCCCGGCUGACCCUGCGUCUGCUACCAACACGGCGACUGAAAGCCAAGCAGGAUUGGGGGGUCAUCAGAUUUUCGAUGCAGAGUGUGGGUUUUGCUGAGCCAGUUUGGGGGCCGCACGUGCAAGAUCUGCCUCUAAAAAGGUCCGGUAACCACGGCGAUCAGCCCAAAGGCCCUCAGAGAAGACGUGAUGGAGACGUGCACGUCCCGUAUCUGGAGAGGAACUCUAUGGGUCUCACCUGGCUUGCCAAAAAACUUUAGUUGCUACAGACUGACGGCUCCUUUUUUACCCCUGGAGGGGCUUAUGUGCACCCCCCUGCUAAAACCCUCCUCCUUUGCAAGUGAUGCUGAGCAACUCAGAGGAACAGCUCCUGGUUGAGAGUCCAUACUUUAAAACAACUUGCUGUUAAGUGAAGCGGGGAUCAGUCUCUUGAUGGUUAAAGGAUAAUCUUGAUAGUAGACUAACAAAGGGCCUUGUUUUCUCUUUGACACUUCAUAAAAAAGCUCCCUUUUUACACUAAAAGAGGGAUUAGGAGUGUUUCUUACACUUUGUUUUAAACCAAAUAAGAAAGUGUUGAUCAGGAGGCGGACUCCUGAGGUUUCACAAAAAAAACGUAGAGGUCGUCUCUCUACCUCACACGGAAUGAACAAUCUUUUAAAAGCGAGCUUAGAUAAUCUGUUACCCAUGAUGCAACUUUUUUCCUGUUGGGUAUGUGGAGGUUUCCAAGGAGCUCUUUGUAUUUCUGUCUUUUUUCCGGUGCUACAUUGCAAUAGAUCAGAAGUGGAAACGCGGCGGCGUUUACCUGCUUCCCCGCCGCGGCGCCGCUUUCGUGUUAGCAGUCAUGACACCAGCUCUUCUUGUCAGAAGCUAACGUGGCUUUCUUCACCGCUGAGAGGUAGAUUUUGUGCUAAACAUGUGUUGAUUGUUUCAUUGUUUCGAUAGAAGCUAACUGGCUUUAAAAUAUCUGAGCAGAAUCUCAGAAGGUGAGUAAAUAUACGUUUAUGCUGCUGAAAUAUCUCGUGAGUCUGUGAUUUAGCUAAAAGCAGGAAGUGUUUAGAAAUGGUAGGAAGCAGCUCAAAGUGUGCUGCUCCUUUUUUUUUCUUAAUAAAAUAAGAAUAAAUGUAAUUUAUCUCCUCUCCAUCCACCCGAUCUUUCUAUAACCUGUUGGGAAAAGCAAAGAGCUUUGAGACAAAGGAGUUUCCAGUCCCCAGAUUUAUCACAUCAGAGGUAAUAUUGCAUUAAGCACAUCAGUAAUGGGCAAACUCAUUAGCUCUAUGACUCUGGCUCUCACUGCUGGGACCCUAAGUCUGCCUUAAUCCACCUCCCAGAGAAGACAGCCGAUGACUGUCCUCCGGUUCUCCAUUCUUACAUGCUUUUAUUUUCUCGCCUUUCAGUAAUCGACGAUCAAGAAAGUCCUAGCUUUUCACAAUAAAACCUCAGUGUUUCGGAGUUUGAAUGUUACGCCUGAAACACUUGAAAUUCUGGACAGAUGAAAAUGAAACCUACACGAAUCACACUGGUUGUUCUUGACCUGCUUUAAACGUGUGUGGGACAACGAUCCAACAGGGACCCAAAACUACUGUUUUCUCUUUCUUUUUUUAAACAUAUCUCUCAUUACCUAUCAUGAUUUACAGUACAUUUUAUAAAGAGAAAGCACUGUACAGGGCAGUUUAGGCUUAUAGUAUUACAAUUUUUUAUACUAUCUCUUAAUUAUUCCUAAUAACAGAAGAUGUAAGAAAGUCAAUGCAUGAUGAUGAUAAAGAUUCUUCUCCCUAAAGUGUAAAUUAUUCUGCCACCCUCUUGUUUUUGCAUCUGGCAAAUAUUUCAGGGGUUGUUUUUAAUUUUUUAUGUUCAAACUAUAUACUUAACAGAUUGAUAUAAUGUUGUUUUUAAAUGGUUGGUGGAAGAAAAGCAUACACUGCCAGCCGGCCACUUUCUUCGACUAUGAUGGGCAAUGAGUAAGAUUGUAAUAAUAAUAUUAAUGGUGAUAAUAAUAAUAAUAUGGUCUGUUUUUUUUUUUGUUUUUUUUUUGUAAAUUGUACUUUUAAAGGUUAUUUUUGUAUACACAGUUGUUUGUUUGCAUCACAGAGCCACUGAACACCCUCCUUUCCAUAUUCUCAUCUGCUUUUUUCAGUUGAAAGCUGCUGCUUACAUUUCAUCAUUAACUAUAAUUUCUUUCAUCCUCUCCUACUUCAGCACUCAUCUUAGACCAGAGCCCACCGUGCCUUUAAGAGAACCCCCUCCCCUCAAAUCCACCUCCAAUCAUCAUUAGUGGCAUGAGCGACCUGAUUCGCUGCUGCUUGCUCAUCACCUCCUGUGAGACUUUUUUUUUCUCCCUUUUCCUGCCACACAUAAACUCACAAACACAUGCAAAAUGUUUGCAUGUUGCAGAAAUCAAUCAGUAAAAAUUACCAUAAAGUGAAAA
Oryzias melastigma (Indian medaka) is the source of this 5152-nucleotide messenger RNA. RefSeq names its product protein tyrosine phosphatase non-receptor type 12 (gene ptpn12). The coding region runs from base 497 to 2827 and encodes 776 amino acids. The transcript has 18 exons. Gene Ontology annotation, biological process: peptidyl-tyrosine dephosphorylation. NCBI's taxonomy places the organism in Eukaryota, Metazoa, Chordata, Actinopteri, Beloniformes, Adrianichthyidae. Gene Ontology annotation, cellular component: cytoplasm; nucleus. Gene Ontology annotation, molecular function: non-membrane spanning protein tyrosine phosphatase activity. The record is from RefSeq and is a predicted model, not a curated record.